AUGACGCAAGAAGCCGGAAUGAGCUAUAACCUAUGCGACCGAUGUCCAUGGCCCCCCAAAUCCGGACGUGACAGGGGCGAUGCGAAGGGCAUAUCCGGUGGGUCGAUAGCACUUAGCGUAUUUCCGCUCUUAGCCAUCAUCCCGUUGAAGAUAUCCCAUUACAGGCCUCCGAAGAUUAUGGCCGCCAUCUUACUCAGUGCGGUCGACGUUCGUUUUGGAAUUACGAUGAGUGACUUCUUGAAGUUGAGAUGA
Nezara viridula (southern green stink bug) is the source of this 252-nucleotide messenger RNA. The record is from the annotation of a GenBank genome assembly. NCBI's taxonomy places the organism in Eukaryota, Metazoa, Arthropoda, Insecta, Hemiptera, Pentatomidae.